Cydia pomonella (codling moth) is the source of this 2195-nucleotide messenger RNA. RefSeq lists its product as uncharacterized. Bases 571 to 1071 code for a protein of 166 amino acids. The transcript has 7 exons. The record is from RefSeq and is a predicted model, not a curated record. NCBI's taxonomy places the organism in Eukaryota, Metazoa, Arthropoda, Insecta, Lepidoptera, Tortricidae.
ACGCGCGCGACGCCAGGUUCGUACCGACAGUAUUGUGCCUUAUCAAGUGUUCUUCACCUUUUUACGCAUUGUUCGAACGGGAUGCACUUAUCUUGAUGCUGUAGGGCCGAGUGUGAUAAACAAUACCCUUAUCGUUUCCUUCGAUGAUCUUGCACUUGACAUUGUCGCCGGUAAACGCGCGAAUUUGAAUCAAUUGACGCGUGUCCAGAUUUUGCUUAAAUAAACGACAAAAAUAUCCUGAAAUCUCAGUGGCAGUGCUAUUUAACUGUUUGAUGAAGAUAGAUUUAAAUACACGAAAGUGCAACACGAACAGUUAUGAACAAUUAAUCGAGCUUAACCAUCAAACCAAAAGGCAGUGUUGUAAAUUCAAAACUAUCAAACAGUGUUACAAAUCCAGUUUUAAUGAUCAGUAAUGCUAAGUGACUUGUGAUCGGUGGUCGUGACAGUGCAGUGUGGUGAUGACACAAUCAUAGUUCCUAGCCGUGGACUCGAGGCACUCUGGAGCGCGACACGUAUGAGGUGUCAGUUGUCGUCCAGCUGACAACAGAUGUUACCGAUAACGAUAGCGCAAUGUCGGCCGAUGGGUCGACGACGGACAUUAAUGGACUCCUCAACGACACAGAAUCAGAUCUCACCGGCCUAUUGCAUGUUGAUGCCCCAAAUGAUGCGAAUUACAUGAUAUGCGGCGUCGUCAUCGCCAUGGCCCUGGUCGGGCUCAUCAUCGUGCUCCUCGCCCUCACUAUUAACAAGCUGAGGAAGCGAGAGGAGCACUCGGCCUCGGUGCACCCCGCCGAGGUGCUGACGCCGGCGCCCGCGCCUGCGCCCGAGCCGCUCGCCUUCCGCCAGCAGCCGCUGUGGCAGUUCCCCCCACCGCUGCCUCCGCCUUACGUCUAUCCUCAUGAUCAGGACAAUCUGAUGCAGCCCCUUGGUAACGAGCGUGCGAGUUUCCGCAGCCUUCGCAAGAACAUCGGUGGCCGUUGGAAGCGUCUGGUGAAGAAAAAACCUGAGCAAGAAGUGUACACGAUCCCUCCCGAGCUUAAACCUCAGCUCAAGCAGAUAUACGUGUACUAGCCCUAAGAGCAACUAUUGUAGUAGCAGCAACUGUUCACAGCACCGAAGCAGGGACCCUCACGCUGAUCAAGCGAUGACUUCAGCUACCUAUACGGUUGUCAAUUCACAUUGCAUAUCGUAAAAACUUUGUCAGAACAUCUGCACGGCUGCACAGCCCUUUAUCACUUGAACAUAUCGUUUAGACCAAUUAUUUUCUAAUGACCAAUGUUAAUUAAAUUUUACUUUCAUUCAGCACUACAUUGUGAUGUAAAAUCUAGAAUUUGUAUUAAUAAGUAUUAGAACACUGAAGUGUGUGUUGUUCCGUUGCAGAAUUCCGAAUGUUGUGCAAGUAUGAGUGAUAGUUAAAAGAAUUUUAGUUAAAUGAAUAAUUUAAAGCUAUGAAUGAUUUAGGAAGAUGCGGUCGCGCAUACUAGUGACGAAAAUCCAAUAAUUAUGAUAAAAUAAACGAUGCCUUGUUGAACGUAUGUAAUUUUGACUAAUUAGGGCAUUUUUUAGUUCAUUUAACUUAUUGUAGACACGAUCGUUCGUAGACGAAAUCGAUCAAAUAGUUUUGUGGAGCUAUAUAUACACGUAUGUAUGUGCAUGGAAUCGUGGUGUGUGACCAGCUAUAGAUUGAUGCAGUAUUUUAUUGUCAUUCAUGAGUGUUGUGAGCGAGACUGAAUUUAAGGUACAAUCAGACCGUAACGUGACUUAAUAACAUUCAAAUUCAAUAUUUUCUGAUAUUAUUGACGUUCUAUAUUUUUUCAAUAUUUCUCAAGAUGACCUAGUUUGUUGAAAGUUGCGUUACUUGCAUGUUAUAGUAGUAUAAUUUUGAGAUUCUCGCCCGGUUCUUACUGUGAUAACUAGAAGGAAGAAUAAAAAAUGUAAAGAUGACAUAUCGAGUUUGAAUUGCCUUACCCUGAUCAAUACAAAUAGGAAGGACCGAGGGCCGAGAAUGUAUUUAGCUCAUAUUGAGCCCGAUAUUGUGAAGAGUUAAGUUUGUAGCUUAUAGGUACAAUUCAGCCAUUUUGAUUUCGUUAUCUUUCAUUAGAAGACACAAUGUUAUACCUAACAGAUUUCUAACAGAGUGAAACGUUGAAAUGUAAUCUUUCAUUGAAAUAUUAAAAUAUAAAUUCCAUCAUGAA